Messenger RNA from Knipowitschia caucasica, 897 nucleotides. Lineage: Eukaryota; Metazoa; Chordata; Actinopteri; Gobiiformes; Gobiidae. The record is from the annotation of a GenBank genome assembly.
AUGUUCGGAUACGUAGCUGUAUCUGCGUCCGAAUAUGCGCAUCCCAUCGAUCUGAGGAGAAGCGGACGUCUCCAACAGUCGGGAUAUUGCAGCAGCGAGGGCCAGCCGACCAUCUGCUACAAAGAAACACCCUACAAAGUGUUCAGCAAACGCAGGAGGCAGCCUCGCAGUAGGCUACAGGAACAGCUGGAGGACGACAAUGGAUUCUCCCAUGACGCUGCGGAAGUGAAACCUCGGAGAAGAUCCCAUAAGUUGUGGAUGUUUCUGAGGAGACACUUUCAGACGCUGUGUGUGUUUCUGUUUGCAGCGACAAUGAUCAUAACUUUUGGUCACUUGUAUCACAAAGCGGACCAGGACUCGUACUCUGGUCUGCUUUAUAAGGAGGGGAAUCAAGGACCAAACUACGCCAGCCUGGAGAACGGGGCCAAAGUCAUCAUAAGUCAGACCUCCAGUACAUGUCAGAGUCCAACCUGGAGAGAAUGGGCCAGAACUUGGUUUUUGCCAAAACAACACCACAUAUUACAGUCUUGCUCCCCGCUACGCCCCGGUGUGUGCUGGCCGAUGGCGGGGGACAAGGGUUAUGUGACCAUCCAGCUCUCCCAGGGCAUCAGAGUCCGGCAUGUCACCAUUGGUCACAUCCGGAAGAUUCAAUCCCCGACCAAAGACACUCCCAGCGCUCCCAGAGACAUGGCUCUAUAUGGACUGAAGUGGGAGGACAGCAAAGAGGAGUUUCUGGGCUCUUUCAUUUAUGACCAGAACGGACCAUCAUUCCAAACGUUUGGACUUCAACACGGCGACCCCGAGACAGUCCAACAAGUCCGCCUCCACAUCAACAGUAACUAUGGUAACAAGGACUUCACUUGCCUCUACAAUGUCCGAGUGCACGGAGAGAUUUAA